CAUUAUACUUCGUGCAACCUCGGACUAAUUAUUGAUGACACUCACCGCAACACAAUGUUUAUAUAAUAAUUGUUGAUAAUAGUAACGAUGCUCAACAAGCAUGUGCUGAAAAUUUGGAAUGCAGGUAGAACGUCAUACGCCAAAGGCCUUCAACUGCAGGCGGUAUUGGCUGGCCGACACCAUAAACAACAAGAUCCUGCCGAGGACCAUGAUACCCUACUCAUUGUUGAACACACUCCUGUUUAUACCAUAGGAAUCAGGACAAGAGACUACAGUGAUGCUGAUAUUAAGUUAUUGAAAGCCACUGGUGCUGAAUUUCAUAAAACAAACAGAGGAGGUUUAAUCACUUUUCAUGGUCCUGGCCAGCUUGUAGCAUAUCCUAUCAUUAAUCUCAAACAUUACAGAUGUAGCAUCAAAUGGUAUGUCCAUGCCUUGGAGAAUUGUAUUAUUAAUCUUUGUAAGAAGUAUUAUGGUCUUCCUGCUGCUAUGUCACCAUACACUGGUAUCUGGAUUAAUGACAAGAAGGUUUGUGCUAUUGGUAUUCACGGCAGUCGUUUUAUAACCACUCACGGACUAGCGCUCAACUGUAAUGUCGACCUCACGUGGUUCGACAACAUCGUACCUUGUGGUAUUAAAGAUAAAGGUGUCACUAGCAUAAGUCAAGAAACUAAAAAAGACGUUGGAAUAGAGGCUGUCACUCCACAAUUCGUACAAACAUUCUGUGAUACAUUCAACUGCGCGCACAUCGAUUACCCUCGUGAGGAACAGGAGAGUAUUCUGAGAAACUUGGACGGCGAUAGGAACGAAUCUGUGCAAAUUAGAUAACAAAGUGUGUAGUAGUAAACAAAUUCUUUUUUUAUAUAAAUAAUUUAAUAUGUGCAACUUUCCUUACUUAUCCUAUUCCAUAUUUUAAUAUCACUAGUCACUAAAUAGUUAAUCAAGAACCGAAUCUUAGAUUAUUUAGAGUUGAAGUAACAUAAAGUUUUUGAUUGGAGAGCAAAUACUUUUAAGAAUUAUAUUUACACGCACGAUUUUAUAUGAAUGAAUGAUCAUUGGUUUUUUUUUUACAUGAUUUUGAGCUUCCAAUCAACUUUAUUUUACCGUUUGUCACUGUUUUGUUAUGCUCAGUUACCAACUCCACCUUGGGGUGCACACAGGGCAAAUUCUUCUUCUGAAACUUAAAGAAGGCAACUUGUUUAAUAGUUUUUGAUGGGGAAACGUAUUCACAAGUUCUGAAAAAAAGUUUUGAAUAAUUUAGACCAUAAAACUGUCUAAAUCAUUGAAUAAUUAUGUCUUAAUGAGCUAGAUUUUAAAUAAAAAUAGUUUUUUAAGUAUAUAUAAUAAAAAUU
This is a messenger RNA of Dalotia coriaria, 1349 nucleotides long. RefSeq names its product Lipoyl(octanoyl) transferase 2 (gene Lipt2). Bases 88 to 825 code for a protein of 245 amino acids. Gene Ontology annotation, cellular component: mitochondrion. Gene Ontology annotation, molecular function: lipoyl(octanoyl) transferase activity. The record is from RefSeq and is a predicted model, not a curated record. The transcript has 3 exons. Gene Ontology annotation, biological process: protein lipoylation. NCBI's taxonomy places the organism in Eukaryota, Metazoa, Arthropoda, Insecta, Coleoptera, Staphylinidae.